Aureobasidium subglaciale EXF-2481 is the source of this 2660-nucleotide messenger RNA. RefSeq lists its product as uncharacterized. Bases 470 to 2413 code for a protein of 647 amino acids. The transcript has a single exon. Lineage: Eukaryota; Fungi; Ascomycota; Dothideomycetes; Dothideales; Saccotheciaceae. The record is from RefSeq and is a predicted model, not a curated record.
AGAAAGACUUACAGAUGGGGACUUUUUCCUGUGGCUAUCGAACGCUGGACAUAACUCGAGCAGCCAGACGCUGCGAGUGCAAAAGAGACAGUGCGUGAAGCAGGGACAGCAGAUACAGAGUGACCUCCUUUGACGGAGACGGGUGCAAGGAGAAUAAUACGAAUACAGGACACGGAGGUCCAACGCUUUUCCCGACGCGCACGCUACGCACAGCCAGCUUGCCUACCAGCCAGCAGCCAACAGCCAACAGCCAACAGCCAACAGCCAACAGCCAACAGCGAGCGACUUGCCAAAAAUUGCGGAGAGCCAAGGGGGUCACUGGUCAGAUCAAUGUUUCAUCGCUCCUGCCACUUUUACGUCUGUGCUUCUGAAUUGUGCAUCUGCAGCAUCCCCACAACGUCACCAUUCCAGAUCGCUCCUUCCUGCUGUAUCUUUUUUUUCCCUCUUAGUGUUACGACAAGAUAUCACAAUGUUGCGCCGCACUUCGAAAUGCCUGUCUCGGCGCCAGGCCCUGCUAUCACGUCCGCGCUAUCUUAGCACCACACUGCCUAACAGGUUCGCAACGCCGACUUCUGGGUUUGCGCCGACCUGGGACAAGAUCAAAGAAAGCUUGAAGGCCCCCGUCGAGCAAUUCAUGCCAACAGCCCGCCCUUCAUACAUCACCGAGAGCUUCUCGUCCGACACAUCCGACCAUCUUAUCCGCACUUGCACCGUCCUAACUUCGGAGCCCAAAGCCACCCCGCUCGAAAAACUGCUCGAUCGCAUACCACAGUUCCAAGCAGGAAACGAAACGGGCUUGUUCACCGACUUUCUCCUGUUGGUCACUCCGUCCUACGCCGCAGACCUGAGAAAGCAGAAACAUGUCAUUGAGAAAGCAUUGACGCGCAUCUUCUCUGUUAAAGAGCUGGACAAGGACCUACACAGCAGACUCGGUGGAGAUUCCAGAGAGGCUGUCAGACUCGUUGCUGCAGUCGUUGACAGGCUACCGAAACCCUCGCACUUGGAUGCCUCUGCAGUCGGCGACAUUGGCUCCGAAGGUAUUGCUCUACGCUUGAUAGCAAACGAGAACCCCAUCUGGAAGCCCGAGCUCGCAAGAGACGAUCCUCGCGCUGCUCUCUCGGACAACAAGUACCGUUUCUUGAGCUUCCACCUGGACGAUGCCGCCACUCCUGCGCACAUGCUUCCAAUCGUCCAACUCCCGCUUGCCAACACCAUCUUCCACAAUGGCUUAACCUCUACCCUAAUCUGGCGCAAGUACUCUCUACACAAAGAUGGCAAGGGUCUCGUUCAAACAGACGAGCAGGUCUGCGACUCUCAUCGCGUCAAGCUUCCCAAACCAUCUGCUUCUCGCCAGACCACUACACUAGCUCUGUCGGCGCCACUUGUACCUCUGACCUCUGCCAGGUCUGUUGUGGCAUGCAUGGGAAACAUCAUCCGUCGCCUGUCUGCUGACUCUGGACUUGGUUCACAUGAUCCGACAAAAGAGGCUAUACUAGCUUCUCACGAACUUGAGCAAUCCGUCACGUCGUAUCACAAGACUCGAGGACUCUCUCCUCGCGCCGUCUCUGUCUGGGCUCUGGUCAUUCCGGAAAAGACUUUUUCUGGAGGUCUAUCUAUGGCAGCCAAGGUUCUCGGCGAGAGAGACCUGCCCGAGUUGUGGAAGUCGGGUUCAAAUCACGACACCGAUGCUUCCCAGCCUAAUCUGUUGACACUACUCCAACAUGGUGCACGUCUUCAUAAAGUCCUGUCGGGAGGUGGUGGCUGGGGCAAGAAGGCUGGUCUGCUCUCGUUGGACCCCGACAGCGGCUAUGGCCAGCACCCGCCGUGGGAAGAAAUUGCACCAGCACAACAAACUGAUGCCGAGUAUAUCGAAGGUCUCUCCCCUGUGCCAGCUGAUCUGCACAAUGUCUGGGGGUUCGAGCCACAAGAACUGCCCAGCAUCGUCAACAAGGGAGAUUUCAUCCAGUUCUACAUCUCACCAUCCGCUUCCUCUGAAGAGGCACUUGCACAGCACAAAACCGGCGACAAUAUUCACGAGUCCAUUCCGGCACAUGUCAAGACUGUAGAGUUUGGCAGCGUUCCGAGCACCGUCGAUGAUAUGCCAAGCAGUCAAAAAAUGGCGUCACAAGGGCAAGACACUGUGCAAACAUAUCCGAACCAUUUCGGUGCUUUGUCAGAGACUGGCAUCGCCAUGUUUUUCGGUCUCCAAUCAAGCAAAGAAUCGUCAUCCAAAGUCCAUGAUGCCCAAGACGCAGCGACCAAGAUUGAUGUGCCAUUUGGUAGAAUCAGAUCACGAUCACAGAGCUCAGUAUCUUCAAGGGCAAAGCAGGCUCAAGCAGGUUUCGGCUUUUCGCCUUCGACCCCCUUGCAAUCUUGGACCUCUAGCCAUCACCUCUUCGGGAGGAAGCUGUAGGUAGCAUAUUGUAUUUCUGGUCGUAACAUUCCAACCAACCUGACAAAGUACAUGGCAAUACAGAACGCGUUAUCAAACGCCACGGCGAAACCUAGCAACAGAUAGUGCACCACUGAACAGAGACCCGCCUCCCAAACAUUCAGACAAUACCAUCUGGCAAGGUGCAACAAAGUCAGCUCUCACUCCUCGAGAGCUUAGGAAGAUUAGUCGAGUCCCAAAAAUACCAAACAAGAACUGGACCUCAGCG